Molecule: messenger RNA, 843 nt
Organism: Stylonychia lemnae
Lineage: Eukaryota; Ciliophora; Spirotrichea; Sporadotrichida; Oxytrichidae
Source: the annotation of a GenBank genome assembly
AUGGAAAAUCUCAUCUCAUUGAAAAUAGUGGAUACAUUUUAGAAAUACAGGCUUGAGGAGAGUAUAGACAGAGGUAAUUAUGGAACAGUAUACAAGGUUACUGAUCUUACAAAUUAGAAUAUUUCACCUGAUAACAUAUUGGUAUUUGAUGAUAAAACUUUCAAAAUAAUUGAUUUUGGAAUUGUAUCUCAUGGAUAAUCCACAUAAAUGGGUGCUGGAAAAGUAGAUUACAUGGCUCCAGAGAUUUACUUUAUGAAAAAAGACAGCUAUGAUAAAAUGAUUGAUGUUUGGUCAAUUGGUGUCUUGCUAUACUUUGUGUGCACAGGCAAUAAAUUCAUUUCAGGCGAUUUUAGAUAAAAUAAUCUAGCAAGAGCCGCAUAAGCAUAUCAAAGUUUUGAUUUCAUUAAAGAACUUAAUUAAAGCAGUCAUUAAGAGUUUUAACAAAUGAUAUCAGAAAUAGAUGAAAAACUUAAUAGAAUAAAAGUUUUGCUAAAUAAACAUAUUGAGCAAUUAAAUCAAGAGGAAGAAAAGGAGGAUUUUAUAUUUGUUGGAUCGCAGAAGAUAUUUGACUUAAAUAGCCACAAGUUUAAUAGGAAGAUUAUUAAAACUUAUAUAGAUUCCAACAUUUAAAAAGGGGAAUAUGCUAGAAUAAUUAGUUUAGGAGAAGGAAAUAUACUCAUUGGCUUUUCACUAUACAGAAAUUUAUGCAUCUUAAUUGGAAAAGACUUCAAAGAAAUACUUAGGCUAAACCUUAAAGCUGAUCUAUUUCUGUAUUUAAAUAAUAAGAUAUUAAUAUGCAAUGGGAAUAAGAUAAGUGAAGUUAUGAUGCUAGAAAAGACAUGA